GAUGGACUCCGUAUCAGUCAGCGGGGGCGGUAGUUACGCCGGCGUGGGCGGCGCGGGGGGCGGGGGCCACUACGGCACAUACGGCCACUACGCCGCUGCCGCGUACCCCCCACAACCCACUUAUAUGGUGGACGCUUCGCAGGUCCCCCCUUAUAUGGCACAGGAAUAUGUGGAAGGCGGCGGUAGUGCGUCGCCUCGGAGCGCUUCUCCCGGAGCUCUUCCGCAGCACAAUUUGCAUCUGCAGCAAAGGUAAGCACAGCAAUACAUAGUUUAAAUAAAUAAGUUUUAAAUACACUGCUAAAUUUAGAAGUGGUCUUAUAAACGGGCAUUGCGUACUGGUUAAUUUGUUUUCAAUUGGUGUGGGUACUUUCAGCUAUUCGAUCUGCACGCAUUUAUCGAUAUACAAUAUAAAUUUUAUCGAUAUUUGCAAAUAAUUU
Messenger RNA from Manduca sexta (tobacco hornworm), 437 nucleotides. Its product is annotated as 5'-3' exoribonuclease 2-like. The transcript is spliced from 2 exons. The record is from RefSeq and is a predicted model, not a curated record. Lineage: Eukaryota; Metazoa; Arthropoda; Insecta; Lepidoptera; Sphingidae. Bases 2 to 253 code for a protein of 83 amino acids.